GCGACUGAGGCAGUGGCAGGAGCCGGAUGCUCUAGGGCUUCGUGCGGCUCCAGCCUUCUUCCUCGCUUGUGCAGCGCCAUCUCGCCCCCGUUGGAGAGGGAGACCCCGCGGCGCUCUGCCCAAGAACUGACGUCUCAGCCUCGGGGCACCUCUGGAGAAAGCCAAGUGCUCACAGGUGAAGCCUGUGUCCCAGAGUGGGCGGUCCGCUUGCCGCCCGAUCGCACCUCUUGAGAACCUCGACCGCCGAGCCCUUUCCAGUGCCUGCAGGGCAGGGCGCGCGGGGAGAGUGGGGUCCACGGCAGGGUAGGGAGUGACCAGGACACCGGUGAUGGACGCACAGACCUGGCGCGUGGGCUGUCUCUGUCUCCUCCUUCUGGCUCUCUUUGGGUCUACCCGAAGCCACGGGGUGCAGAGCUGCGAAGAAGUUCGGAAACUUUUCCAGUGGCGCCUGGUGGGACCUGUCAAGGGGCUGCCGGAUUCGCCGCGGGCAGGACCUGAUCUUCAGGUUUGCAUAGCCAAAAAACCUACAUGUUGCACCAGGAAGAUGGAGGAGAGAUAUCAAAUCGCUGCCCGCCAAGACAUGCAGCAGGUGCUUCAAACAUCCAGCUCUACCCUAAAAUUUCUGAUAUCUCGAAAUGCAGCUGCCUUUCAAGAAACUCUUGAAACUCUCAUCAGACAAGCAGAAAACUACACCAGCAUACUUUUUUGCAACACCUACAGAAACAUGGCCUUAGAGGCUGCUGCUUCCAUCCAGGAGUUCUUUGCUGAUGUUGGGCUCUACUUAUUUGGUGCAGAUGUAAAUCCUGAAGAAUUUGUGAACAGAUUCUUUGACAGUCUUUUCCCUCUGGUCUACAAUCAUCUCAUUAACCCUGGUGUGAUGGACAGUUCUCUGGAAUAUUCCGAAUGCAUCCGGCUGGCCCGCCGGGACAUUGGUCCCUUUGGUAACAUUCCCCAAAGGGUCUUGGGGCAGAUGGGGCGCUCCCUGCUGCCCAGCCGCACGUUUCUGCAGGCGCUGAAUCUGGGCAUUGAAGUCAUCAAUACCACAGACCACCUGCACUUCACCAAAGAGUGCAGCAGAGCCCUCCUGAGGAUGCAGUACUGCCCGCACUGCCAAGGCCUGGCUCUCAGUAAGCCUUGCAUGGGGUACUGCCUCAAUGUUGUCCGAGGCUGCUUGGCACACAUGGCAGAGCUUAACCCACACUGGCACGUGUACAUCCGGUCAUUGGAAGAGCUAUCAGAUGCCAUGCAUGGAACCUAUGACAUUGAACAUGUGCUCCUGAACUUCCAUUUGCUCGUUAAUGAUGCUGUGAUGCAGGCUCACCUUGAUGGACAGAAGUUAGCGGAACAGGUAAAUAAGAUUUGCGGCCGUCCAAACAGAAUACCCACCCAAAGCCCCCGUUGUUCUUUUGAUGGCAGCAAAGAGAAGCAUGGAAUGAAGAUCUCUACAAGAAACGGUGAAGAGACACUUGCCAACAGAAGAAAAGAAUUUAUCAACAGCCUCCGCCUGUACAGGACGUUCUACGGUGGCCUGGCCGAUGAGCUCUGUGCUAACGAGUUAGCGGCUGGUGAUGGGGAGCCUUGCUGGAACGGAGAAGAUAUCGUGAAAAGCUAUACUCAACGUGUGGUUGGAAAUGGAAUCAAAGCCCAGUCUGGAAAUCCUGAAGUCAAAGUCAAAGGAAUUGAUCCUGUGAUAAAUCAGAUUAUUGAUAAACUGAAACAUGUUAUCCAGUUGUUACAGGGGAGGUCACCCAAACCCAGUAAGUGGGAACGUCACACGGGCAGUGGUGGUGGCGCGGCUGAGCAGGUCAGCGGGGACUGUGACGACGAAGAUGGUUGUGGGGGAUCCGGAAGCGGAGAAGUCAAGAGGACACUAAAAAUCACAGACUGGAUACCCGAUGAGAUGAACCUCAAUGAUGUAAAGCAGAUCCAUCCAACAGACGGUGGUAGCACUUUAGACACAACGGGAGCAGGAUGUACAGCAGCAACGGAAACUAUGGCAUUGACUCUGAUGGGUGUAGUGAUGUUACUUCCGAGGCUUUGGUAACGGAAUUCUUCUGCCCUGAUAUAUGUCUUAUUGGAAUCUUAAUUUCUCCCCACUCUUCCUCUGUGUGGAAUUAAAAAAUCUUUUCAAAUGUAGCAAUUAUAUUUAUGAAAAGGUGUGACACCCUAACUUCUUAGAAGCCAAGUUGGAAUGUUCACAAAGUAUCAAAAAAA
This is a messenger RNA of Phacochoerus africanus (Common warthog), 2214 nucleotides long. It is a transcript of the gene GPC5, whose product is annotated as glypican 5. The transcript is spliced from 8 exons. Bases 329 to 2044 code for a protein of 571 amino acids. The record is from RefSeq and is a predicted model, not a curated record. Gene Ontology annotation, cellular component: extracellular region; plasma membrane; cell surface. Lineage: Eukaryota; Metazoa; Chordata; Mammalia; Artiodactyla; Suidae. Gene Ontology annotation, biological process: cell migration; positive regulation of canonical Wnt signaling pathway; regulation of protein localization to membrane.